CUUGGGGCGUCCUUUAUCCAGCCUGGAUUGAGACAGGAAGCUUUUUGCGUGUGUGUAAUCCCAUUAACCAUUAAGACCAGCCCUCAUCCCCUGGUGUGUUUGCUCUACUGUAGGCGGCCUUCUAGCGUCUCCACUGAUAAAAGAAAAGGCGGCCAUUCAUGUUGUUGGACUACUGUUGCAGGUGUUGUGGGUAUUGUGGGUCUACUCUGAAGCGCUAUGGACCAACAUCAGUCAAGAUCAAGACCAACGUCAGUGAAACAUGGAUUGUUCUCCAGAACUUGCUGAUGUGCAUAAUAUCCUUCUAUGCUGUUUACUACAUAGUGGUCAGUCUCUGCAUUGGUAUUCUCAGAGUACAUGAGGUUGACAGCCUUUUAGCACCCUUUGACUACACAACACAGCCAUCAUGGCAAAGUCCAAAAUACCUAGUGACAGUGAUCUCCAUGGAGCUGACCUAUCUUUUGGGAGGCCUGAUAUUUGCGUGGAUUGUCGAGGAGUGGGUGUGGGACUACGCCAUCACAGUCACACUAAUCCACAUCGGUCUGACGGUAGCAGUUAUGUCUGAUUUCCCGUCAACAGAACAUUAUUGGAUUGCCCUUGGUUCUGGAUUGGUGAUGAUGAUUUUCGGAGGCCAACUUGUAGCAUACAAGCUUUUCAGGAAUAAUUUUGUGUAUCCGGAUGAGCUCCAAAAUUUCUAAGAAAAACAUUUUGCUUUUCUUCUACAAAAUGAUGUAGGGUGAAAUAUUUUUUUAUAUUCCGUUUUUUUGUACUACACAACUUUGGUACUCUGUAAAUCCACACAUUAUAUUUUGCAAUUAAAGGUUGUUUGGAAGGAAUUCUUGAGAAUAUUAAACACUUCUUGCCAACAAUGUUCUUGUUUUUGUGUAUCUUGUUCAUAUCCUCCUCCAUGCCAUUGGAAAUAAUGAGUCAUUUACUCUUUUGAGAUGAAAUAAACACAAGUGUUGUUGCUGUGUUAUUAAUGUAACAAAGUGUUAUUGCUGUGUUAUUAAUGUAACAAAGUGUUAUUGCUGUGUUAUUAAUGUAACAAAGUGUUAUUGCUGUGUUAUUAAUGUAACAAAGUGUUAUUGCUGUGUUAUUAAUGUAACAAAGUGUUAUUGCUGUGUUAUUAAUGUAACAAAGUGAUACUACUGUAACAACGUGUUAUUACUGUGUUAUUAAUGUAACAAAGUGUUAUUGCUGUGUUAUUAAUGUAACAAAGUGUUAUUGCUGUGUUAAUGUAACAAAGUGUUAUUGCUGUGUUAUUAAUGUAACAAAGUGAUACUACUGUAACAACGUGUUAUUACUGUUAUUACUGUAACAGUGUUAUUACUGUGCUAUUACCGUAACAAAGUGUUAUUAUUGUAUUAUUACUGCAACAAAGUGUUAUUACAUUGACAUUUUAGUAAUUUAGCAGACACUCUUAUCCAGAGCGACUUACAGGAGCAAUUAGGGUUAAA
This is a messenger RNA of Salvelinus fontinalis (brook trout), 1454 nucleotides long. RefSeq names its product transmembrane protein 244 (gene tmem244). The record is from RefSeq and is a predicted model, not a curated record. NCBI's taxonomy places the organism in Eukaryota, Metazoa, Chordata, Actinopteri, Salmoniformes, Salmonidae. The transcript has 6 exons. The coding region runs from base 159 to 695 and encodes 178 amino acids.